This is a messenger RNA of Dioscorea cayenensis subsp. rotundata (Guinea yam), 636 nucleotides long. RefSeq lists its product as uncharacterized. Gene Ontology annotation, molecular function: nucleic acid binding. The transcript has 2 exons. Lineage: Eukaryota; Viridiplantae; Streptophyta; Magnoliopsida; Dioscoreales; Dioscoreaceae. The record is from RefSeq and is a predicted model, not a curated record. The coding region runs from base 1 to 636 and encodes 211 amino acids.
AUGUCUUUCAAUAGUCUAGCUACAUUAAUCACUUCCCAAAGACCUAUCCUGGAUGAUUUAAGAAGAAUGGAGCUACAAGUAUUCUUGCAAGGUAGUGGCUUUUCUUUGGCAAGUUUAGUGGUGCAGCCUACUCUUUUGGAAAGACUCAAAGCAACACAAGAAGAAGAUAGUUAUUUUCAAAAGAUUCGGCAAGAAGUAGAAGCUGGCACCCAAGUUCAGUUCAGAGUUCAUGAGGAUGAUUUAGUAAGGUUUGGGGUUGGGUUUGUGUUCCAGAUGAUUCAAAGUAGAAGAAGGAGAUUAUGGAGGAAGCUUACUACUCAAGCUAUUCAGUGCAUCUUGGUGAAGGUAGACCACCAGAGGCCGGCGAGACUUCUCAAACCACUUCCUAUUCCUGAGUGGAAGUGGGACAAUAUUGCUAUGGGCUUUGUGUCUGGGUUUCCUAGAAUCAGUAAGGGUCUUCACACUGUAUGGGUGGUGGUGGACAAGCUAUCCAAAUUUGCUCAUUUCUUGACUAUUAAGACUAUUACAUCUUCGGAAAAGCUCGCAGAGUUGUAUUUUGAUAAGAUCAUGUGGCUUUAUGGCAUACUGGUGAUGAUUGUGUUAUAUAGGGAUUCCAAGUUUGUGGCAUACUGCUAG